Molecule: messenger RNA, 282 nt
Organism: Sphaeroforma arctica JP610
Lineage: Eukaryota; Ichthyosporea; Ichthyophonida
Exons: 3
Coding region: 1-282 (93 amino acids)
Source: RefSeq, a predicted model, not a curated record
AUGCAGGCAGCGCCGAUCUUCUCAGCUUUGAAACGAGGGGGGCAACGCUUGUCCGAUUUACAACGACAAUCCGACCGGUCUGAUAGUUCUGCAGACGCUACAGCACCCGACACCCCGCAGCCCCGAGAGGUAGUGUGCGACUACUUGGAGCUCUCGGCCACAGCUGAGGAGCUGCCAAACUUUCAUGGAGUCGGUCAGCAUUCUAAGAUGUACACCCUAAUCAUGUCCAUAACCUAUGGGUUUGGGCAGAAAACGGUAGCCACACUUCUCAACGACCGCUAG